GGCUCUGGCUGCGUUCGCGCAUCCGGCCCGUUACCCCAGUCACGGUCUAGGAGAGAGACUUGGGGGAGGGGGCGAACCCGAGCUCCCCAAACGGCUCCUGCCCCUCCUCGGAGGCGGACGGCCCGGGGGAGGGGAGGAGGGGAAGGAGGGGGAGGGCUGCUGAGCCGCAGCCGCCGCCUCCUCCGCUCGUCCUCCUCCCUGGCGCUGACCGAUGGACGCGGCGCUCCGUGGGGAGGACCCCGGCCCUGGGGGAUGGGGCGGCCGGCCCCCCGCGCGGAGGGACCCCGGAGGGGGCGCUUCCCGGGCCUCGCCCCUUGCAGGACUUUUUUUUUUUUUUCUGCGUUCGGAGCCAGACGCCGAGAGCCAGCUUGGGGAAAUCUCGGCCGCGGAGGCCUCGCCGCUGAGCUCGACUGCGCCCUGCGGCCACACCCUUGGCGACGCCCACGCCACCCCUCCCGGCGCCCUGCCGCGCAGGCCGGAGCGGCGACGGACGGCGCGGCUCGCACCGUGCUCGGAGCCUGGGAGGAUUUCGAGGAUUUCGUUGGAAAGGAAGGCGAGAAGGUGCCGGGGUCUCUGGGGACAUGGCGCUUGCACCCCAUCUAGCCUCCUCUCCCUGGAGUCGCGGGAGCAUAGUGCAACCAAUUGGCUCCGAGAGACGGCGAGCGGCCGCUCCCUGGCGGGCCUAUGCGGCACUCUCCUGCCUGGUGACCGACGCCUGGAAAAUGAACUGUGUGAUGUCAUCGACUCGGCCGACCAAUGGAAAAAGCUCCCGCGGAGAGGCGUUCCUCCUCUUUCGACUUGGCCCCCUCACGCGCGUGAGCGAGCGAGCGCGCGCGGAGGGGGUGGGGAAAAUCUCUAGCCGGGUGGCGCGCAUGAGCAGCGAAGCUCCUCCCUCC
Heterocephalus glaber (naked mole-rat) is the source of this 896-nucleotide messenger RNA. The record is from RefSeq and is a predicted model, not a curated record. NCBI's taxonomy places the organism in Eukaryota, Metazoa, Chordata, Mammalia, Rodentia, Bathyergidae.